Messenger RNA from Setaria italica (foxtail millet), 1730 nucleotides. RefSeq names its product equilibrative nucleotide transporter 3. The record is from RefSeq and is a predicted model, not a curated record. Gene Ontology annotation, biological process: nucleoside transmembrane transport. The coding region runs from base 203 to 1465 and encodes 420 amino acids. Gene Ontology annotation, cellular component: plasma membrane. Gene Ontology annotation, molecular function: nucleoside transmembrane transporter activity. NCBI's taxonomy places the organism in Eukaryota, Viridiplantae, Streptophyta, Magnoliopsida, Poales, Poaceae. The transcript is spliced from 9 exons.
ACCGUCAGUGGUCAGAUACCGCGCGCCCAGCUCUAACCGCCCGGUUCCUGCUCGCCCGUCCCGGUCGUUGGCCGUUGCCCUGCCCACAUCGCCCCCCCGGCCGCCGCUCUUCCUCACUUCCCGGCCGCCACCGCCGCCGCCGUAGGGCGGGCUGCGGUUUGGCUGCUGCGCCGGCCGGCGCAGGUGAACAUAUAUAGUUAUCAUGAGCAUGGACGUAGCAGCAGGUGCAGAGGCACCUCAAGUCAAGGGGAAGUUCCUUGGCAUACUUAUCUGCUGGCUUUUGGGGAAUGGAAGCCUUUUUGCGUGGAACAGUAUGCUCACCAUCGAAGAUUACUAUGUCCAUCUCUUCCCGGAUUACCACCCAACAAGAGUCCUUACACUAGCUUACCAGCCUUUUGCCUUUGGAAUAACCCUCAUCAUGACAUACUAUGAAGCGAAGAUGAACACAAGACGGAGAAAUCUAGCAGGAUUUUCCCUUUUCUUCCUCGGUUCUUUUGCAUUGAUAAUUCUGGAUGUUGCUACUAAAGGACGGGGUGGGCUUGGAGUGUUCGUUGGUGUGUGCAUAAUCAGCGCCAUAUUUGGGACUGCUGAUGCGAAUUGUCAAGGCGCAUUGGUUGGUGACCUUUCAUUAAUGUGCCCAGAGUUCGUUCAGUCCUUCAUGGCGGGCUUGGCUGCAUCAGGGGUUCUAACAUCAGCCUUGAGAUUAGUUACCAAAGCAGCUUUUGAGAGCUCAAAAGAUGGUCUUCGCAUUGGUGCUAUACUGUUCUUUUCAAUCACUUGCCUGUUCGAGCUUGUGUGCCUCCUCUUAUACACGUUCGUCUUCGGCAAACUACCCAUCGUGAAGUACUACCGCUCGAAGGCUGCAGCCGAAGGCAGCAAGACUGUUGCCAGCGACCUGGCCGCUGCAGGGAUCGUCGCUGAACAACAGGCACAACAGGUCGAGGAGGAUCCACAGAAAUACAAGCGCCUGACCACAAAAGAGCUAGUGAUGGAGAACAUUGACUAUAUGUUCGAUAUCUACCUGAUAUACGUCCUGACGCUGUCGAUCUUCCCGGGAUUUUUGUCCGAAGACACCGGAGCACACAGCCUGGGAUCCUGGUACGCGCUCGUGCUGAUCGCCAUGUACAACGUGUGGGACCUUAUCGGGAGGUACGUGCCGCUGAUCCCGUGCCUGAAGCUGAUCUCCCGGAAGGGCACGAUGGCGGCGAUCCUGGCACGGUUCCUGUUCAUCCCGGCUUUCUACUUCACGGCCAAGUACGGCGACCAGGGCUACAUGAUCUUCCUGACCUCCUUCCUGGGGCUAACCAACGGGUACCUCACCGUGUGCGUGCUCAUGGAGGCGCCCAAGGGGUACAAGGCUCCCGAGCAGAACGCGCUCGGGAACGCGCUCGUCGUCUGCCUCCUCGGCGGCAUCUUCUCCGGCGUCGUGCUAGACUGGCUGUGGCUCAUCGGCAAGGGUUGGUGAUUCCGUCUCCUGCGCGUGGGUCAAUUAGAUUUUGUUAGAUCUCUGUUCCUCCCUGCUCUGUCUCGCUCUACAACCUGCACUUCUUUUCCUCGAGGUUAAAAAGAAAGAACUCUCUUUAGGUAGCUAGGCAAGAACAUGGAUGCUGUAAUUUGGCUCCAUUUGAAAUUCUCUUUCAAAUGCAAUCACUCAUUUUCUUUACCAACCUUUGAAAUGUAUACUCCUAUUUGAAGUGAAAUAUGAUUGGAGCUAGUUAAGAACUGAACAA